UAGACCGUAACGGCUUGCUUGGAUACCAACAAAAUCCAUGCCUGUCCCAGUGUUACGACAUUCAUUUACCAGACCAACACUAACAGUAACAGCAGCAGCAAAUGGUGUCAGUAGUCAUUGAUGAAUUUUUCUGAGCUUAAACUAAAACUGUUCAGUAAUUUGUUAGAUUGACAGUUGAUAUUUUGUUAUAAAAAUGGCUGACCACAAUGAAGAAGAUGGGGGUCCUGGUGAAAAAGAAAUAAACAAGGCUGAUAGCCCAAAGCCAGACACAGGAGAUAAUGAUAUUUCUCCACCUCUAAUUAGCAAAGAUCCGGAUCAAGAUGCAGAGAAAGAGAAUGAAACUGGGGAAAAGAAGGCUGGAGGGAAGUCAAGCAACAUAAAACCUAAGCCCACUGCGGCUCUUGCUGGUGAUGCCAUGAAACUUAACAAGGCGAAUAAAGAUGAGCGCCGCAUGACGAUGGACGCUCGCCACAAAUAUCUUGUUGUUCAAUUGGCGACUGCCCUUAACCUUGAUGCUGGGGCAGUGGAAGAAUUUAUGGUUUCAGAUGACAGAUUUGACAUGAUUGAAGAUUUUUUCAAAGCUGAUGGAUCUCGCAAAAUUAUGUUUUUUUAUCAAGAUAUUGCAAAAGGAUCAUCAGACAAGAAAAAGCUGUUCAUCACCCCAGGAGAUUCAGAAGGUCUACAUGGCAUUUGCUUAUUUUUCCUGCGAACCACUACAAAAGCUAUUACACCAGCUAACAUUGCUCAGGAAGUUAAUUUUAGUACAAUGGAUUGUACUGGUGGGAAAAUCCUGGCUGGAGUCGAGAAGCAUUUAUCAAAGAUAAUUUUGCCUUCACUUAAAUCUCUUGAGGCUUGGGGUACACUAUCAAAAGAAAAUGGAACCAUUGCCCAGGCAGAAGAUUUCUUGGAGCACCUUGAAAAGUUCAUUAACAGUAUUAUGUCUGCCUUGAAAAAUAUGGAAGGGCAAGUAACUCUAAAAGAAAAUGGACACAGCACUAUCAUUGACCACAUUAAAGCACCAGCCGAUUAUCAAGACAUUGCAAGCAACAGUGAAUACCUGGAAAAAUUGGAAGAACUGUUAGUUCUGUGGUCAAAACAGAUUGAGCAAGUCCUGGCAGAAAGUGAGCAGAUGAGACGAGAAGCAGACGAUAUAGGACCAACAGCAGAACUGGCGUAUUGGAAAAGUAGGAUGGCUAAAUUCAACAACCUCCUAGAACAGAUGAAAUGUCCAAGAGUAAAGGCUGUAAUUGGUGUACUUCAUGUUUCUAAGUCAAAAUCUCUCAAAAAGUGGAAAGAUUUGGAUGCCCGUAUUACUGAUGCUGCCAAUGAAGCCAAGGACAAUGUCAAGUACCUGUACACCUUAGAGAAGUUUUUUGGUCCAUUGGUCAAGUGUACACCUGCCUCGAUGAUAGAACAUAUCCCAAGUCUGAUGAAUGCCAUCCGCAUGAUCUACAGCAUCUCCCAGUAUUACAACACCUCAGAAAGAAUGACCUCACUCUUUGUUAAAGUAACCAAUCAGAUGAUCACCACUUGCAAGGCCUACAUCUACCAGGGUGUUACCAAAAUCUGGGAACACCCAAAAGAUGAGCUCUUGAAGAGGUUGAAUGAGUGCAUCAACUUGAACAAUGAGCACCAGCGACAGUUCCAGAAAACUAAAGAAAAGCUUAGAGAAACACCGUCUGAGAGGCAGUUUGAGUUCAGUGAAAACUACAUCUUUGGCAAAUUUGACACCUUCUGUAGAAGACUUGAGAAAAUUAAAGACAUGGUGAACACCAUGGAACAGUUUUCAGGUUUGGUCAACAUCAAGAUUGAAGGCAUUGACACCAUUGUUGUCAGAUACAAAACUAUUGUUGAAACUACCAAGAAGAAGAGCUAUGACAUCCUGGAUCAUAGGAAAGGGGAGUUUGACAAUGACUAUGUAGAUUUCAAAACACAGAUUGAAAAUUUGCGCAGCUCAAUUCAAGCUUUUAUGGACUCCUGGUUUACUCGAUCACUCACUACCGAGAAAGCCUUGGAACUGAUUGAUAAAUUUGAGGCCAUUAGUGCAGCUCAGCUGGACUUGACAGAGAAGUACAUGCGUGUGAUGAAUCAGUAUGGACGCGACCUUGAGUCUAUCCGAAAAGUGUACCAGAAAAACAAAAGUGACCCGCAGAUUCCAAGAAAUCUGCCACCUAUUGCAGGAAAGAUUGCCUGGGCUAGACAGUUGUACAGAAAGAUUGAAACACCAAUGAAAAUUUUCAAGAACAAGCCUGAAAUUUUGAAGAAUCCAGAAUCCAAGAAAAUAGUGCGGAACUUCAACAAAAUGGCUGGUGUUCUUUUAGAAUAUGAGAUGCUGUACCACAGAGGUUGGUAUAGAGCAGUAGAGGCUGCUAAAUCAGGACUCCAUGCCUCUCUCCUUGUGAAACACCCUGAAACAGAGGAACUCUAUGUCAACUUUGACACACAAAUUAUGGAACUUAUCCAAGAGGCUAAAUGGCUUCAGGUGAUGAACCUUGAUGUUCCUGAAGCUGCUAAAGAGCUGAUUGUGAAGGAGGAGGUCAUGAAGGAAAACUUUUUAGCAUUGAAUGAAAUGCUUAGUGAGUUCCAAAGGAUUGUUCAAGCAAUUCCUACUGUGUUACUUCCCCUGAUGAAGCCCUACAAGCAGAGAGUUGAAGAAGCUCUCAAACCAGGGAUAACAACUCUUACAUGGACCUCACUCAAUGUGGACACAUACAUUAAAAGUAUUUACCUGACAAUGCAUGACCUUGAGAAGCUGUCCAAGACGGUGAAGGACAUGCUGGAUUGCCGCAUUGAGGCUGUGCUUGACGACAUGUCCGCCACCGCCCUGUGUGACCUGCCUGAGGAUGAAGCUGUGACGGCUGAAAAAUUUCUCCAGCUGACAACAGAUAUUGUCCAGUCUGCUUCGGAGAUCUUGGCUACGCAGAGCCAAUUGGUUGAAAGAGCUGUCAAUGAACUGGUGGAUACACUCAAGCUAAACCUUACAGCUGAAGAGCGUGUUGGAAUUUCUCCAGAGGAAGGUUACGCAUGUGCUCAGCCUGAUACCAAGAAUAAGAAAUUAAGAUGUCAGGAAUGCUUGCCAUGCUGUUUUUACAAUUUUCUGAAUUAUUUCACUCAAAGAAACACAGAGGCUCUUGUUAAAUGUACUCGCUUGACUAUGGAUGUGCUAAAGCGCAGGCUGCAAGCCAACCGCUACAUCAUUGGGGAUGAGUCACGUGAAGAACACAAGGCACCACUGUUCCGUGUGGAUGUUGUUUUGGAGAUCCCCAACAUUGUUGUCAGACCAAGCCUUGAUGAGCUCCAGCACACAUUAACCAAGGGUGUUCAGAUCAUUCUCAGAGCCUCAGAGAACAUGAACUUGUGGGAACAUCAGAUUUUACACCAGCGUCAGCUUCAAAAGGAAUUAGAACUGCAAGCCCUUGAGGAUAAAGAUGAAGGUGCUAAAAUCAUGCCAAGUGCAGCGCAAGCCAAGCCUCUUCACAAGGUGAUCAGUGAACACAAGGACAUCACCAAGAUUGUCAUCCAGCUCAACUCUAUCAUCAGCACAUUCAAAGGAGACGUGCAAGAGUGUCUAGAAAACUUUACUAACUAUUCUGAGCUGUGGACACAGGAGCCUGAGACUAAAGUCAAAGAGUUCAUGGCAAACAAACCAAUCAUGUCAGAAAUAGAAGCUCAGAUUCGCUACUACCAGAACAUGGAGACAAAAAUUGAGGAAAUGGUUCCAUCAUUCCGUGUUGGCUCUGUAAUUUUCCUUACGGAGCAGUUGAAGAUGGCUCUAGUGACUGAGACCAGAAACUGGAAGAUGGGCUACGCUAAAGCUCUCAAUGAGAAGUGUGGCAAAGAGAUGGACUCAAUGAGCGAGUUUGUGGACAAUCUGAUGAAGCGCCUAUCCCGUCCAAUCAAGGACCUUGACGAUGUCCGUGGCGCCAUGGCCUCUCUCAAUGAGAUCCGUGAAAAUGAGAUUCGUAUAGACAUGACAAUCACACCCAUUGAAGAAACAUAUGCAUUGCUACACAAGUACAACAUUUUCUUUAGUGAUGGGAAUGCUGAAAGGGUCGACUCCUUGUCGUAUGGAUGGAAAAAACUCAAUGCACAGGCUACACACAUCCAAGAACACCUGCUACAAAUACAACCCACAUUCAAGGCUGACCUCUUGGCUGGGGUUGAAAACUUUGUUCAAAUUAAUAAUGAAUUUGUCUCUUCAUAUGACAAAGCUGGGCCCAUGGUAGAUGGCAUAGCCCCACGAGAAGCAUCUGAUCGCCUGAACAUCUACCAGGCCAGGUUUGAUGAGCUGUGGCGCAAGUAUGUGACCUACUCCGGAGGUGAGGAGCUCUUCGGCCUGACUGUGACAGAGUACCCUGACCUGAUGAGGAUUAAAAAAGAGCUGAACCUGCUGCAGAAGUUGUACCAGCUCUACAACACUGUGCUGGAGAAUGUCAAUGGCUACUAUGAUAUUCUUUGGUCUGAAAUCAAUAUUGAGAAAAUUAACUCUGAACUUCUUGAUUUCCAGAACAGAUGCCGAAAACUUCCAAAAGCACUCAAAGAAUGGCAAGCUUAUGAAGACCUCAGGAGAACAAUUGAUGACUUUAAUGAAACUUGUCCAAUUCUGGAGAUGAUGGCCAACAAGGCCAUGCAGCAGCGCCACUGGGAGAGAAUAGCCCAGAUCACAGGCCACACAUUUGAUGUGGAGUCUGACAGUUUCCUGCUCAGAAAUUUGAUGGAAGCUCCACUGCUCAAGUUCAAAGAAGACAUUGAAGAUGUUUGCAUAUCUGCUGUUAAAGAAAAAGACAUUGAAGCUAAACUCAAACAAGUCAUCAAUGAUUGGAGUGCACAAUCAUUCCAGUUUGGCAGUUUUAAAUCAAGAGGAGAACUUCUACUCAAGGGAGAUUCCACAACAGAAAUUGUGGCACUGAUGGAGGACAGCUUGAUGGUACUGGGUGCUUUACUUAGCAACAGGUACAAUGCUCCAUUCAAGCCCAAAAUCCAGGAGUGGGUUCAGAAACUGACUGGAACUACAGAGAUCAUUGAAAACUGGCUGAUUGUACAAAACUUGUGGAUUUACUUGGAGGCUGUCUUUGUUGGAGGUGACAUUGCCAAACAGCUACCACAGGAAGCCAAGAGAUUCAGCAACAUCGACAAAUCCUGGCAGAAGAUCAUGCAGAGAGCCCAUGAGAACUCCAACGUUGUGGGGUGCUGUGUGGGGGACGACACCCUGAGCCAGCUGCUGCCCCACCUCCUGGAACAGCUGGAGAUCUGCCAGAAGUCCCUCACUGGCUACCUGGAGAAGAAGAGGCUGCUCUUCCCCAGGUUCUUCUUUGUGUCUGACCCUGCCCUGUUGGAGAUUCUGGGUCAGGCCAGUGAUUCUCACACUAUUCAGAACCACCUGUUGAGUGUUUUUGACAACACAAGACUUGUCACAUUUGAUGAAAAAGUUUAUGACAAAAUUCUGGCCAUCAAUUCUCAAGAGGGUGAAAAAAUUGAUUUGGAUGAAGCUGUACUGGCACAAGGCAAUGUUGAGCAGUGGCUGGGAGAUUUGCUAAGAGUGGGUCGUCGCUCAUUACAUGGCAUCAUCAAGAUGGCAGCUAUAACAAUCCAGGACCAAGGUUUCAACCUUCUAGAAUUUGAAAACACUUUCCCAUCUCAGGUUGGUCUCCUGGGCAUCCAAAUGAUCUGGACCAGAGACUCUGAAGACGCCCUGAACAAUGCCAGAACAGACAAGAAGGUCAUGGCCAACACCAACCAGAAGUUCCUGGACAUGCUGAACCUGCUCAUUGACCAGACGACCAAAGACCUGACAAAGAUGGAGAGAACCAAGUACGAGACCCUCAUCACCAUCCACGUCCACCAGAAGGACAUCUUCGAUGACUUGGUCCGCCUACACAUCAAGUCUAUGAAUGACUUUGAAUGGCUGAAACAGUCCAGGUUUUACUACAAGGAAGACAUUGACACCUGCAUCAUCUCCAUCACUGAUGUCGACUUUACUUACAUGAUGGAGUUCCUUGGUUGCACUGAUAGGCUGGUCAUCACACCUUUAACUGACAGAUGCUACAUCACACUAGCCCAGGCUUUGGGUAUGGCCUUGGGAGGGGCCCCCGCUGGUCCUGCUGGAACUGGGAAAACAGAAACAACCAAAGACAUGGGACGCUGCCUGGGCAAGUACGUUGUGGUCUUCAACUGUUCUGACCAGAUGGACUACAGAGGACUUGGCAGGAUUUACAAAGGUUUGGCCCAGUCUGGGUCAUGGGGUUGUUUUGAUGAAUUUAACCGCAUUGAGCUGCCAGUGCUUUCAGUAGCCGCACAGCAGAUUGCUAUAGUUCUUCAGGCAAAGAAGGAAAGAAAAACUGCAUUUAUCUUCACUGAUGGCGACAAUGUGGACCUAGAUCCUGAAUUUGGCCUCUUCUUGACCAUGAAUCCUGGUUAUGCUGGUCGCCAAGAGCUGCCAGAGAAUCUGAAAAUCAACUUCAGGACGGUGGCCAUGAUGGUUCCUGACCGUGCCAUCAUCAUCCGUGUCAAACUGGCCAGUUGUGGUUUCCUGCAAAACAUUGUGUUGGCCAAAAAGUUUUUCACUCUGUACAAACUUUGUGAGGAGCAGUUGUCCAAACAGGUCCACUAUGACUUUGGCCUGCGUAACAUCCUGUCUGUGCUGAGAACUCUGGGAGCAUUUAAACGAGCCAACCCAGAGGACGGGGAGCCCAUGAUUGUGAUGCGUGUGCUGCGAGACAUGAACCUGUCCAAGCUGGUUGAUGAAGACGAGCCCCUGUUCAUGUCACUGAUUGAGGACCUCUUCCCUGGCAUGACCCUUGACAAGGCUGGGUACCCAGAGAUGGAGGCAGCCAUUGAGAGAAAGGUAACUGAUGCUGGACUGAUCAACCAUGCACCCUGGAUCCUGAAGCUGAUCCAGUUGUAUGAAACACAGAGAGUCAGGCACGGCAUGAUGACCCUUGGCCCCAGUGGUGCUGGGAAGACUUGCUGCAUCCACACCCUGAUGAAGGCCAUGACCGACUGUGGCACCCCACACAAGGAGAUGAGGAUGAACCCCAAGGCCAUCACGGCCCCUCAGAUGUUUGGCCGUCUUGAUGUGGCCACUAAUGACUGGACGGAUGGAAUUUUCUCAACACUCUGGAGGCGAACUCACAAAACAAAGAAGGGUGAGCAUGUCUGGCUAGUCUUGGAUGGACCAGUCGAUGCCAUUUGGAUUGAAAAUCUAAAUUCAGUCCUUGAUGACAACAAAACCUUGACCUUGGCCAAUGGUGACAGGAUCCCCAUGGCACCAAACUGCAAGAUCAUCUUCGAGGUGCACAACAUUGACAACGCAUCACCAGCAACUGUGUCCCGCAAUGGCAUGGUCUUUAUGUCCAGUUCCAUUCUUGACUGGGAACCCAUCCUCAAAGGUUGGUUGUUGAAGAGGCCACCCCAGCAACAGGACUGUGUGUUCAAUGCAUUCCAGUCUGUCUUCCCUAGACUUUACAGCUACAUCACACAAAGUCUGGAGCCCAAAAUGGAGGUUUUGGAGUGCAACUACAUCCGCCAGGCCAUUGACCUCUUGGAUGGGCUGAUGCCAGGGGGAGAGGAGCCUAAAGACAUCAACAGUGACCACAUAAGGAAACUGAUUGUCUUUGCUCUCAUGUUCUCUCUUGGAUCCUUGCUUGAGCUUGAAGACAGGAAAAAGGUACAAGAUUGGCUGCAGGAGAACAGUGAUCUCCCCUUGCCCAAACUGUCCAAUGAUGACACCAUCUAUGAAUAUGUUGUAGGGGAUACAGGCCAAUGGGAGCACUGGAAGACAAGGGUUCCAGAGUAUGAGUACCCCACAGACUCAACACCUGAAUACACCUCCAUCUUGGUUCCCAAUGUGGACAACAUCAGGACUGAUUUCCUCAUUAAAACAAUUGCAAAACAAGGAAAAGCUGUGCUUCUUAUUGGUGAACAGGGAACAGCCAAAACAGUGAUGGUGCAGGGUUACUGUAACAAGUUUGAUCCAGAGGCUCACAUCUUCAAGAGCUUCAACUUCUCAAGUGCCACCACACCCAUGAUGUUCCAGCGCACAAUUGAGAGCUUUGUUGACAAAAGGAUGGGUACAACCUACGGCCCCCCUGCUGGCAAGAAAAUGACUGUGUUUGUUGAUGACAUCAAUAUGCCCAUUAUUAAUGAAUGGGGUGACCAGGUAACCAAUGAGAUCACGAGGCAGAUGAUGGAGUACAAAGGUUUUUACAACCUAGAGAAACCUGGUGAGUACACAAACCUGGUUGACGUGCAGAUGAUUGCUGCCAUGAUCCACCCCGGGGGUGGCCGCAAUGACAUCCCCCAGAGGCUCAAGAGGGCGUUCAACAUUUUCAACUGCACCCUGCCCUCCAAUGCUUCUAUUGACAAGAUCUUCAAUACUGUUGGCCUUGGACAUUUUGUGAAGGAGAGGGGCUUCCCUGAUGAGGUGCAUGAGCUUGUGAAAAUGUUGGUCCCUGCUACAAGAAGCCUCUGGCAGAAGGUCAAAGUAAAAAUGUUACCCACACCAGCCAAGUUUCAUUAUGUCUUCAACUUAAGAGAUCUUUCUAGAAUCUGGCAGGGCAUGUUGAAAACCAUUGGCUCAGUUGUGACCACUACAGGAGUUCUGAUGUCCCUGUGGAAACAUGAAGCUACCAGAGUCAUAGCAGACAGGUUCACAGAGCAGGCAGACAAAGACUGGUUUGAGAAAACAAUCAAGCAGGUGGCUGAUGAGGUUUGUGGGUCUGUUGUGUCCAACACAAUGGAUGCUGAGCCUUACUUUGUUGACUUUAUGAGAGACGCCCCUGAGCCAACAGGUGAAGAGUCUGAAGAUGCUGACCUCGAGGCCCCCAAGAUUUAUGAACCUGUUGCCACACUGGAAACCCUGGCAGAGAAGCUCCAGUUCUACCAGACAGGAUACAAUGAGAGCAUCAGAGGCAGUGCUAUGGACUUGGUCUUCUUUAAGGAUGCCAUGACCAACCUUGUGAAAAUCUCUCGCAUCAUCCGCACACCACGUGGACACGCCCUUCUAGUGGGUGUUGGAGGCUCAGGCAAGCAGAGUUUGACAAGGCUUGCCUCCUUCAUUGCUGGCUACUCCACCUUCCAAAUCACAUUGACCAGAUCCUACAACACCAGCAACUUGCUGGAAGACUUGAAGAACUUGUACCGCAGGGCCGGACAGACUGGCAAAGGUGUCACUUUCCUCUUCACAGAUAACGAGAUCAAAGAUGAGGCUUUCCUUGAGUACAUGAACAACAUACUGUCCUCUGGAGAGGUGUCAGGCCUGUUUGCCCGUGAUGAGAUGGACGAGAUCCUGCAGGAGCUGAUCGCUGUCAUGAAGAAAGAACAUCCUCGCAGACCACCCACCAAUGAGAACCUGUAUGACUACUACAUGUCCAGAGUCAGGGAGAACUUGCAUGUGGUCUUGUGUUUCUCACCUGUUGGAGAAAAGUUCCGCAACCGUUCCCUCAAGUUCCCUGGUCUAAUCUCCGGCUGCACCAUGGACUGGUUCCAGCGCUGGCCCAAAGAUGCUCUAGUGGCCGUCUCUAACCACUUCCUGUCAUCUUUUGACAUCAGCUGUACGGCCACAGUCAAGUCUGCUGUUGUCAACACAAUGGGCUUGUUCCAGGACAUGGUGGCAGAGAUGUGCGUUGAAUACUUCCAAAGGUUCCGUCGUCAGACCCAUGUCACUCCCAAGUCUUAUCUGUCAUUCAUUUCUGGCUACAAAGUUAUCUACAAGGAGAAGAAAGAAGAGAUUGGUCUCUUGGCCCAGAGGAUGAAUACAGGUCUAGAGAAGCUGAUUGAAGCCACAGAGUCUGUGAAUGAGCUAAGUAAAGAACUGGCUGUCAAAGAAAAAGAGCUGGCAGUGGCCUCAAAGAAAGCUGAUCAGGUAUUGGCUGAGGUCACAGCUAAGGCUCAAGCAGCUGAGAAGGUCAAAGCUCAGGUUCAAAAGGUCAAGGACAAGGCUCAAGCCAUUGUGGACUCCAUUUCUGCGGACAAGGCUAUCGCAGAAGAAAAACUUGAAGCUGCACGUCCAGCUCUAGAGGAGGCUGAGGCUGCACUAAGUACCAUCAAGCCUGCGCACAUCUCCACUGUGCGUAAACUGGCCAAACCUCCACAUCUCAUUAUGAGGAUUAUGGAUGCUUGUUUGCUACUUUUCCAGAAAAGGCUGGAUACUGUAACAAUGGAUCCAGAAAAAAAUUGUGUGAAGCCAUCUUGGGGUGAAGCUCUGAAGUUGAUGAAUUCUUCCAACUUCCUGGGUAUGCUGCUCAACUUCCCUAAGGAUUCUAUCAAUGCUGAAACUGUGGAACUGCUGGAGCCCUACUUGACAGCAGAGGAUUACAGCUUUGAGUAUGCUAAGAAAGUCUGUGGUGAUGUUGCUGGGCUGUGCUCAUGGACAUCGGCCAUGUCCUUCUUCUACACCAUCAACAAGGAAGUCUUGCCCAUGAAGGCCAAUCUGAUCAAACAAGAAGCUCGUCUGAAUGCGGCCAACGCUGAUUUGGCCCAAGCCCAGGCCCAGCUGGACGAGAAACAGAAAGAACUGGACGAGGUCCAGGCUCUGUUUGAUGCAGCCAUGGCAGAAAAACAGGCGUUGAUGGAUGAUGCCGAUGCUUGCCGUCGCAAGAUGAACAACGCUGAAGCUUUGAUCAACGGCCUGUCUGGGGAGAAGAUCAGGUGGACGCAGGCCAGUAAAACAUUUGAGGCCCAGAUCCAGAGGCUGGUGGGUGAUGUCCUCCUGGCCACUGGAUUCCUCUCCUACUCCGGGCCUUUCAACCAGGAGUUCCGCAACUUGAUGCUCCGAAGCUGGAAGAAAGAGAUGUUGGCUGCUAAGAUUCCAUUCAGUGAUGACCUGAACAUCAUCUCUAUGCUGGUACUGAACACAACCAUCUCAGAGUGGAACCUUCAAGGCCUGCCCAAUGAUGAGCUCUCCAUUCAGAAUGGUCUCAUUGUCACCAAGGCAUCCAGAUAUCCAUUGCUGAUUGAUCCACAAGGUCAAGGUAAAGCAUGGAUUAAAAACAAGGAAGGAAAAAAUGAGCUUCAGAUCACAUCACUGAACCAGAAAUACUUCAGGACCCACCUGGAAGAUUCCCUCUCCCUGGGCAGACCUCUGCUCAUUGAAGACGUCGGAGAGGAGCUGGACCCUGCCUUGGACAAUGUCUUAGAAAAGAACUUCAUCAAAUCAGGCUCCACAUUUAAGGUGAAAGUCGGAGACAAGGAGGUAGAUGUCAUGAAGGGGUUCUGUCUGUACAUCACAACCAAGUUAGGUAACCCUGCCUACACUCCUGAGGUCUCUGCUAGAACUUCCAUCAUUGAUUUCACUGUCACCAUGAAGGGUCUGGAGGAUCAGCUGUUGGGUGUUGUCAUUCUCACAGAGAAACAGGAACUGGAAGCUGAGAGAACAAAUCUCUUGGAGGAGGUGACCAGCAACAAAAGGAAAAUGAAAGAACUUGAAGACAAUCUGUUGUACAGGCUGACAUCUACCCAGGGUUCUCUAGUGGAGGAUGAAUCCCUGAUUGAAGUGCUGAAAGUGACCAAAAUUACAGCUGAGGAAGUCAGUGAAAAACUGACCAUUGCUGCUGAUACAGAGACUAAAAUUAACUCUGCCAGAGAAGAGUUCAGGCCAGUUGCAACCCGUGGCAGCAUUAUCUACUUCGUGAUCGUGGAGAUGAGCAUGGUGAACAUCAUGUACCAGACAUCACUGAAGCAGUUCCUGGAACUCUUUGACCUGUCCAUGUCCAAAUCUGUCAAGUCCCCCAUCACAAGCAAGCGUAUCAACAACAUCAUUGAUUACUUGACACUGUCUGUCUUCAAAUACACCUGUCGUGGCCUGUACGAGACAGACAAAUUCCUGUUCACUCUCUUGAUGACCCUGAAGAUUGAGAUGGCUGCAGGCAGAGUGAAGGGAGAGGAGUUUGGUGUCUUUAUUAAAGGUGGUGCUGCCCUGGACCUGAAUGCUGUAGAACCCAAGCCCAAGAAGUGGAUCAUGGACAUGACAUGGCUGAACCUGGUCAAACUCUCUGAGCUGCCUCAGUUCAGUCAGAUCCUCUCACAAGUUGGAAGAAAUGACAAAGCGUGGAAGGCCUGGUUUGAUGAAGAUGCUCCUGAAGAAAGUGUCAUCCCUGACGGCUACAGUAACAGCCUUGACAACUUCCGGAAGCUUCUGCUGAUCAGAUCCUGGUGCCCUGACAGAACCAUCCCCAUGGCCAGAGUUUACGUGGCUGAGGCGAUGGGACAAGAAUUUGCUGAAGGUGUCAUCCUGAACCUGGAGUCAUUGUGGGAGGAGUCACACUCAAGGACACCCAUGGUUUGCUUCCUGUCCAUGGGUUCAGAUCCCACUGAGAAUAUUGAACGCUUAGCCAAGCAGAAAAAUCUAAAAUGUGGAUCCAUUUCUAUGGGACAAGGUCAGGACGUUCAUGCACGACGACUGAUAUCUCUGUCAAUGGCAGAGGGCAGAUGGGUUUUGUUACAAAACUGUCAUCUGGGUCUGGAUUUCAUGGACGAGCUGCUGGACACUGUCCUGACAACAGAGUCAGUGAAUGACCAGUUCCGUAUUUGGCUGACCACAGAGGAACAUCCCAAGUUCCCCAUCAACCUGCUGCAGUGCUCCAUCAAGUUCACCAAUGAGCCGCCAAUGGGGGUCAAGGCUGGCCUCAAGAGGACAUACACUGGCGUGACCCAGGAACAACUGGACUACAGCAACUUGCCAGUUUGGAAACCCAUGCUGUACGGUGUUGCCUUCUUGCACACAACAGUCCAGGAGAGGAGGAAGUUUGGUCCCAUUGGCUGGAACAUUCCCUAUGAGUUUAACCAGGGUGACCUCAACGCCACCAUCCAGUUCAUCCAGAAUCACCUGGAUGACCUUGACCUUAAGAGAGGUGUGAACUGGGUGACUGUGAGGUACAUGAUUGGUGAAGUCCAGUAUGGCGGCAGGGUCACUGAUGACUACGACAAGAGGUUGUUGAACACCUACACCAGGGUCUGGUUCAGUGAGACCAUGUUCACUGACAACUUUGCUUUCUACACAGGCUACAAGAUCCCUAAAUGUAAGAACCUGGAAGAGUACAGGAACUACAUUGAGUCCUUGCCUCUAGUGGACUCGCCUGAGUGCUUUGGUCUACACCCCAACGCUGACAUCACCUAUCAAACCAACACGGCCAACAAAAUGUUGUCCACCAUUGUUAACAUCCAGCCUAAAGACGCUGGCAGUGGGGGUGGGGAGACACGUGAGACAGUUGUCUACAGACUUGCAGACGACAUGCUGGAGAAGCUACCACAAGAUUACGUUCCUCAUGAGGUAAAAGAACGAUUGAAGAAAAUGGGAUCCCUCCAGCCUCUAAACAUUUUCUUAAGACAAGAGAUUGACCGCAUGCAGCGAGUAAUUGGUUUAGUGCGCACCACCCUCAUGGACCUGAAGCUGGCCAUAGAUGGCACAAUCAUCAUGUCUGAGAACCUCAGGGACGCCCUGGACAACAUGUUUGAUGCUAGGGUACCCAACAACUGGAAAAAGGUAUCUUGGCAGUCCACAACACUGGGGUUCUGGUUCACUGACCUGCUGGACCGUAAUGUCCAGUUCAACUCCUGGCUCUUUGAAGGUCGUCCAACAACGUUCUGGAUGACUGGCUUCUUUAAUCCCCAGGGUUUCCUGACGGCCAUGAGACAAGAAAUUACCAGAGCACACAAGGGCUGGGCUCUUGACACUGUCUUCUUGGAGAAUGAUGUCACAAAAAUGAUGAGAGAGGACAUCACCUCUGGUCCAUCUGAAGGUGUGUACGUGUAUGGGCUGUACCUGGACGGUUCAGGCUGGGACCGUCGUAACGCCAAACUUAUCGAGCCCACCCCCAAGGUCUUGUACACGCCCCUGCCUGUUGUGCAUGUUUUUGCCAGCAACCAGGACAAAGGCCCCAGCGCCAACGUCUACCAGUGUCCAGUCUACAAGAAGCCCAACCGCACAGAUCUCACCUACAUCUUCCCCCUGUCUUUGAAGACCAGUAAGAACCCCGACUACUGGACCCUGCGAGGUGUGGCGUUGCUGUGUGACAUCAAGUAGAUUUUAUCCCACACACAUUGUUUUUUUAAAUUUUGGUUUCAUGUGGCUCUAAGCCAUACCUUGGCCAGUUAUAAUUUUAUCUCAUAAUCUGAACAGAUAUAAUCAGUUUUAUUUAAUUUAUGGAUGUUUUUAAAUAUAUUUCAAAAUGACAAGAAUGUGUUUUGAAAUAUUUUGACCAUCUUAAGAAAAGUGAACGAGUAGCCCAAAUAUACCAUGAAAUUGGUAUUAAUUAGAAAAUGAUAAGCCAUUUAUUAAAUUAAACUUGUUGGUUAAUAAAUUAUAUAGAUUAUAUGCGCUGUUUUCUUAAAAAGUUUUUUUUAAAAAUACAUGAAUAAAUAUAUAUAUAUAUAUAUUGUGAUAUUCACAAUUGAAAACACCUUUCUAAGAGGAAUGAAUUUAAUAGAAAAUUGUCAAUUCAUGAUAAAAAAAGCCUUUGGAGUUAUAGAACUAUUAUUCUGACAUUCAUAUUUUUUAUUAAACAAAUAAUCAGUAUUGAUAAUUUAACAAUAUCAACAUUUUUCAAAUGUGAAAUGUUGUAAUGCAAUGCUUUCUUUGUGAUUUACUGUAAAUCUAUAUUACAGUGUAUUUUGUGAUAGUAGGCCUAUUUGUAUAGUUAAGCAUUUUCUGUGUCUGCUAAUAUUUACAGUAUAUCAAAACAGUUCGGCAGGUCAACAAGUAUUCCAUUAUUAACUGACCACUACACAAUUGUUGACUGUAAUUGACUUAAGUAUUAGUUUCUUUGUGUGUGCAAUCUUUAUCAUACCGCUUAGUAUUACUGACACAAAGUUUAAAAUUUAGAUCAAUCUUAACCUCAAAGUGUGCUGUGAAAAUAUUUUUUUUAUUCAAACACAAUUUUUCUGUGUUGCUGAGCAGUAUUAAUAAAAGAAUUUCAAAGUA
Messenger RNA from Physella acuta, 14917 nucleotides. Its product is annotated as dynein axonemal heavy chain 5. Gene Ontology annotation, cellular component: axonemal dynein complex. Gene Ontology annotation, molecular function: ATP binding; minus-end-directed microtubule motor activity; ATP hydrolysis activity. Gene Ontology annotation, biological process: microtubule-based movement. The record is from RefSeq and is a predicted model, not a curated record. NCBI's taxonomy places the organism in Eukaryota, Metazoa, Mollusca, Gastropoda, Physidae.